This is a messenger RNA of Lasiodiplodia theobromae, 642 nucleotides long. RefSeq lists its product as uncharacterized. Lineage: Eukaryota; Fungi; Ascomycota; Dothideomycetes; Botryosphaeriales; Botryosphaeriaceae. The record is from RefSeq and is a predicted model, not a curated record. The coding region runs from base 1 to 642 and encodes 213 amino acids. The transcript is spliced from 3 exons.
AUGGAGAAUCCAGAGCAAGAUAUUCCCCACGUGAUCCAUCUUCUCACACAAACGCCGCCGCAUACCCAACGGGCAGCGAUCGAAAAGUACUUCACGCCCAAUGCCUCGUUCACGCAUCCCUUCUGCCGCACGGGCAAGUUCAGCAACUCGCGCGCCCUCAUUCUCGCCAUCUACCGGUGGUACAAGAUCAUGAGUCCAAGAAUCGACCUGAGAGUCAACUCGGUUGCUUUCGACCAGACCAACCUCAUCCUCUACGUCCACAUCUCGCAAGUCUUCCGCAUCUGGCUCAUCCCCUUCUACUCGGCCCCUGCGUCCCUCGUCACGGUGCUGCACCUCGCCCACGUCGCGGCGGCCGAUGAUGACGCGGGCGAAGACGGCGGCGACGAAGGCGGGCGGGGUAAGUACUACAUUACCGCGCAGAACGACCUCUACCAGACGAACGAGUUUGUGCGUUUCGUCUGGUUCGGUGGUUUUUUGUUCGUAUGGACGUUUCAGUUUGCAGCAACCUUCUUCUGCGUCUUGGGCGCCUUUUUCCUAUCGCCCUUGACGGCACUCCAGGAGCGUUUUCAGCAGGGCGGAGGCCUGCGCGGGAGAGAGGUGCCGGAAAGCCUAUCGGGAAAGAUCGAGAAGAAGUAUCUCUGA